Hansenula ciferrii is the source of this 1284-nucleotide messenger RNA. RefSeq names its product 2-aminoadipate transaminase. The transcript has a single exon. Gene Ontology annotation, biological process: biosynthetic process. The coding region runs from base 1 to 1284 and encodes 427 amino acids. NCBI's taxonomy places the organism in Eukaryota, Fungi, Ascomycota, Saccharomycetes, Phaffomycetales, Wickerhamomycetaceae. Gene Ontology annotation, molecular function: L-2-aminoadipate:2-oxoglutarate transaminase activity; pyridoxal phosphate binding. The record is from RefSeq and is a predicted model, not a curated record.
AUGGCCACAAUUAAUUUCGCUAAAGGACAUCCAACUAACUCACUUUUUCCCAAUAAAACAAUUGUUGAAGCCACAAGCUCACUUCUAUUGAAUGAUAGAGAUUAUGAUCUUGAUCCAGCUAAUAGACAUCCAUUAACUUAUGGUGCAGAUGAUGGUGCUCUUUGGGUUCGUGAAGAAGUUUCCAAUUUUGUGAAUAGAACUAUUGAACCAAAAUUUGAAUCAAAAGCUGAAUAUUUUAAUUUAACUGGUGGUUCAUCUUAUGGGUUAAUGAAUAUUUUGGCACAAUCAACUUUACCACAUACUGGGUAUACAAAGCAAGCUUUUUUAAUUACACCAACUUAUUUUUUGGUUAAUGAUACAUUUAUUGAUGCUGGAUUUUCUGGUAAAAUGACUGGUAUUGAUGAAAAAAAUGGUAGUAUUGAUUUUGAACAAUUUGAAUCUAAGUUAAAACAGUUUGAUGAUGAUAUUGAUCAUGAAAAAGAUUUAAAAAUAAUAAUAAACCCAGAUGGUUCACAUAAUAAAAAAGUUUAUAAAUUUGUCAUCUAUUGUAUUCCAACUUUUUCAAAUCCAGGUGGUGAAACAUAUGAUUUAGAUACAAGAUUAAAAUUACUGGAAUUAGCAAGAAAAUAUGAUAUUUUGAUCAUUACUGAUGAUGUUUAUGACCUUUUGGAUUAUGAACAACCAUUGGACAAAUUACCAAAGCCAUUACCAAGAAUAACCCAUUUAGAUCGUGAAACUUAUACUAAUGAACAUGGGAAUACAAUAAGUAAUGCAACUUUCUCCAAGUUAAUUGCACCUGGAUUAAGAUUUGGUUAUCAAGAAAGUGUUAAUUCUAAACUGGUUACACAAUUAAGUCAAGGUGGUGCAAAUGUUAGUGGUGGUACACCAUCCCAAUUGAAUUCUAUGGUUGUUGGAACAAUCCUAAAAGAUGGAUUAAUUGAUGAUGUGGUGAACAAUUUUAGAAAGACAUAUUCAGAAAGAGCACAUUUAUUAGGUGAGCUAAUUGAAACACAUUUACCAAAAGAUUUGAAAUUUGUUGGUCUAAAAGGGGGAUAUUUCACUUGGGUUACUUUCCCGUCAAAAUAUGACGUUCAAAAGAUUACAGAAGAAUUGAAAACUAAAAAGAACGUUAUUGUCGCUAAUGGUAAAAACUUUGAAGUAAUUGGAGAUGAAAGAAACUGGGGAUCAAAAGGUGUCAGAUUAAGUAUUAGUUAUUUAACAGUGGAUGAGAUUAAAGAAGGUAUUCAAAGAUGGGGUGAUUUAAUGAAAGAAUUGUAUCCAUGA